Dendroctonus ponderosae (mountain pine beetle) is the source of this 3141-nucleotide messenger RNA. RefSeq names its product ecotropic viral integration site 5 ortholog (gene Evi5). The record is from RefSeq and is a predicted model, not a curated record. Lineage: Eukaryota; Metazoa; Arthropoda; Insecta; Coleoptera; Curculionidae. The coding region runs from base 312 to 2756 and encodes 814 amino acids. The transcript has 15 exons.
UUUCCAGGCGAUCCCGUCCGCAUCCAGGAAUCCAGAGUUUUGUUGAUCCAGAAAUCGUGACGGGCGGGUCGAGGUGGAAAUUGCGCGCCGAUCUUCAGAACUUUGAAAAGCGAAAAACCCACUUGUGAUAUCGCAAAGACCAAUUAAUGUAAAUGGAGUAUCAGAGCUUCAAUUUCUAUCUUUCACUGGAAAUGAUUUGAACGUUUUAACGCGAAAAUUGAAUUUUCCGAUGCGAAAAUCGGCGGCUUGUCAGGAAUUUUAUGGAAAUCGGCAAGACACCGUGAAAAUGUAAUGGAAAGUGACUUGGCAGCAUGGUUUUGCAGAAAUUCGUCUCUACUAGAUAUUGGUAUUCGCGCAGACACAGAAAACGUGCUCCCCUUGAAAGCUACUCGUUGAGCUGUUUGGCGGCUGGUGAACUGCCCGAUGGCCGCCCCUUUGCGGCCAUGCCGCCCGCAGCCAUGAGACCGGAAAGCGACAGUCCGCCGCCCCAACCGCAAGUUCCUCAAGUUCCGGUGCCGCCCCACGAGUUGGAGCUGCUCGCCAAGCUGGAGGCGGCCAACCGUCUGAUUGAGGCCGACGCCAAGUCGCUCGGGUCUCUUAGCGGCGCCUCUGGACACUCUCGGAAAGGUUCCGACACCAGCCAAAUCUCACUCACAUCAGGAACCAGUUCCACAACAGACCGCACAGAUGAAGGCGAAGAACUGUGGGCGAAGUGGAACUACAUCGUUACCAAUUGGGAAGAUCAAUGGAAGAAGCAGAACGUUCAAAUCCGGGAAUUGGUGCGACGGGGGAUUCCGCUCCAUUUUCGAGCCAUCGUUUGGCAGCUGUUGUGCUCUGCAGCUGAGGCUCCCGAAAAAAAGCUCUAUGCCGAAUACAUUAAGACCAAGUCGCCCUGCGAGAAAGUGAUCCGACGGGACAUCGCUCGAACCUACCCCGAGCACGAUUUCUUCAAAGAGAAGGAUGGUCUGGGACAAGAAUCUCUUUUCAACGUAAUUAAGGCUUAUUCGUUACAUGAUCGCGAAGUCGGGUAUUGUCAAGGGUCUGGAUUUAUCGUCGGGCUUCUUCUGAUGCAGAUGCCCGAAGAAGAAACCUUCGCCGUUCUAGUCAAAAUCAUGCAAGACUACCGAAUGCGGGACAUGUUCAAACCGAGCAUGGCCGAACUGGGGGUGUGCAUGUUCCAACUUGAGAGCCUGGUAGCUGAACUGCUGCCCGAUCUGAACCAGCAUUUCCAGUCUCAGAACUUUCACACUUCGAUGUACGCGUCCAGUUGGUUCUUGACGCUUUUCACCACCGCGCUCAGUUUGCCAUUAGCGUGCAGGAUCAUGGAUGUCUUCCUGUCCGAAGGCAUGGAGAUCAUCUUCAAGGUGGCAUUGUCGAUGCUCACCAUUGGAAAGGAGGAUUUAAUGUCGCUGGACAUGGAAGGCAUGUUGAAGUACUUCCAAAAGGAGCUGCCUGCCAAGGCAGAAGCCGACCCUGAAGGCCUGCUGCAAAUGGCCUACGGCAUGAAAUACAAUGCGAAGAAGAUGAAGAAGCUCGAAAAGGAAUAUCACGUGAUUAAGAGCAAGGAGCAGGAGGAAAUGACUGAGUUGAAGCGCCUUCGAACGGAAAACAAACAGUUGCGCCACAGAUGCGAAAUGCUAGAAGAAGAAAGCAAGGCCUUGGCCGACCGAUUGGUGCGAGGGCAAGUGAGUAGGGCCGAAGAAGAAGAAACCACUUUCGUGGUGCAGCGCGAGCUUGAAGUGCUGCGCUACACGCAUUUGGAGACCACCCAUCAGCUGGCGCUGGCCAACGAGAAGAUCCGCUCCCUGUCCCUGAUGAUGGAGGAAAACCAUUCCUCGCGCCAGUCAUCGAUCGAAGAAAUCACUCUGAAGCAGGAGCAGCUGCAGCAGCGCGAGGAAAUGAUUGAGUGUCUGCAGGAAGAGCUGGUGAAGGUGCGACUGAGAGAAGCGGAAAACGACGCUCUCAUCAGGGAUUUGCGCUCCCGAAUCCACGAGCUGGAAGAAGAUAAGAAAACUUUGCGGGAAACCACCCCCGAUAACAGCGUGGCUCAUUUGCAAGAAGAGCUCAUCGCGGUGAAACUGCGCGAAGCUGAAGCCAACCUCUCCUUGAAGGAUCUGAGGCAGAGGGUGUCGGAGCUGAGCAACCAGUGGCAGCGUCAUCUGCAAGACCACAAGUCGAAACCAGAGCCUGCCGCCUCUAGCGAUCCGCUCAGCACUCCCAAGAAGCUGCUGUUUGGCAACCGGAACAACGAAAUCCAGAAAAUCGAGGAGGAACUCAUGACAACGAGAAUCCGGGAGAUGGAAACCCUCACUGAAGUCAAAGAGCUGAGACUGAAGGUGAUGGAGCUGGAAACUCAGGUCCAGGUUGGAACCAAUCAGCUUCGGCGCCAAGACGAGGAAAUCAAGAAGCAGAGGGAGGCCCUGGAGUUGGCUGAGCUGCGCGACCGAAACGCCGCCGCCCGCCUAUUGGAGGAGCAGCGAAGAUACUCGAACUUGGAGAGCGAAAUGCAGGACGAACUGAUGAAGGCGCGAAUCAGUGACGCCGAGAAGACGCAAUCAGUUGCUGAGCUCACUCAAAAAAUCAGCCAACUUGAGCUACAGAGCCAGGAAAUUGCUACAGAGGGCGAGCUGCGAAUCCAUUCGGUUGACGACAGCGAUCGCGUGCGAGAACUUCAAGAUAAAGUCGCCGACCUGCAGGCAGAGUUCCCAACGCCAAUCACCAGCCCGGAAAUCGAGCCUUGGAAGUGGCUCGGUUAGGUGAACAGACUGGAGCGUCGUUCGAUAACAAACGGGCCGAGCAGCGGCGCCCGUCCUCAAUCUCAAAGAUCCUCAUCCAUUGACAGCACCGAUGAGGACAGCAAGUGCGACGAUCCUUCCCUAAGGUUGACCAUCGCGCCAGUUUCUCCCACCGAACCUCCCAAAACCUCCUUCAGCGAGCUGGGGGAAAACGAGUUCCCUAAGGACGCGAACAUGACAAAAAAAAUCAUUGUAUGACCAUGAGGGCUAACAGCUAGGAGUAAACAAUUUAAAAAUUAUGCCGGUUUAGCUAUCAAUAGAAGGAAGCCUAUGAGAAACGUUUGCCAAAUGUUGAAUAAUCACUUAAUUAGAGCGCCAAUAUAGGAUUCAAUUGUAAAUACAAAAA